CUCCUCCUGUGAUAAUUUCGCCAUAUUUCCUUGUCGGGAUCAUAAAUAGGAGAUCAGAAGGAAGGAGGCGGAGGAGGAGAAAAGAUGAAUGCCGUGAUGUCAGUCCGUCCCACUCCUGUUCAGUACAAAUGCAGCAGCUGAGCCUGCAUGCCACUGCUGCUGAUCUGAUCCCACACACACACACAAGGACAAAGACACACUCAUCACACACACUCAGAGUCACAACCAGAGCUGGGAGAUGCUACCGGCUGGCAACCACUGACAGCCUUCACUGCCCAGUCGAUCCGGACACGCCGCACCUCCACCUCCAACUCCAGAGAGCUCCUGCAGCGCUUCACAAAGGACGCCACGCUGACCUGCAGCAGCUGAAGACUUCACCUGACCCCACAUCCUUCAAAGAAAAGGCAACCUGACACUGAGCAGAGCAGGAAAAAGGAGCGAUCAUACCCCACUGCUGAAACUUGACCAACUGGACCGACUGCCAGAGGGGCUGACGGCCGUCUCCAGCGCCCGGCGAACAGAGGCAGGAUGCUGGCUAAAAUCCUUGAGGACAUGUGGGUGGAGCCGGAGGUGCUGGAGGCCCUCAGCGAGGAGCAGAAGAGGAUCCUCUUCCUGAAGAUGAGGGAGGAGCAGGUCCGCCGCUGGAAAGAGCGGGAAGAGAGGGAGGAGAGGGAAGGACAGGACAAUGCCAGGCCCAAGAAAGCUUCCAGUAAACAUGUGACUUGGCUUCUCGGCCGCGACGGAGACGUGAGCGUCAUGGUGAUCGGAGAGGUGGACGAGUUCAGGUCCUCCAGGCUCCUCCAGGGCCUCAUGAACAACAGACUCCACAGCGAUAAUAUGAAUGGCAUCCAGACAGCCGAUUUGCUGCCAGGAAGAGAGGCCCAGCAGCUCGGCUUUAAAGAAGACAUCCAGCUGCCCCUCGCAGAUGUUAGUGAUGACCCACCUACGCCGACCGACCAAUCGUCCGAGGAGGACAUGGACUCCUGCGGCGCCGACGACGACCUGAAGGACCCCGCCGAGGACAGCGACAGCGAAUCAGGCAGCAGCUCGGACAGCCUCAGCGACUGGGCUCCUCUCUACAGGCCCCAUCUUAGUAGCCAUGGCAACCAGCCGCUCAAAGCCCAGCUGUCAGACACAGAGAGGACUGGUGCACAGGACAGAGAAGCCGAGCUUUGCAAAGAGAAGCCAGAAAGUCGUGUGGCUCAGCUCAGGAAAACGUUCGCAGGUGAUCUUCACGUCACGUCACCUGCCUGCACCAAACCGCCUCUACCUGCCAAACCUGCUCACCUGCAGAGCAGACGCCAUUAGGACUCCCUGAGCGUCCACCCUACGAAGGCAACACUUGAUCCCAGGGAGCCUCCAGCGCCGAGGCCUGCCGCAGGAAUAACAGCUCAGUCAUUCAGCGACGGUCCUGGCUGAGGUUACACACAUGGAAAGAAAUGAGUCCUCGCAUGAACCCGAGCUGUGAACUAAAACACACUUUAUUAGAGCUCAUUUCAAGGUCCGACCCACAGACAGAGAAACGUCUGGGGGCUGCAGCGAGACAAAGACUUGAAAGCUUUUGAACCGAAGUCAACCUGAAUGAUAAAACUAAGCAGCUUUGAUGUCGAGUUGAAAUUCAAGUUCACAUAGCGUCUGUGAUUGACAGGCAGACACGGAGCGAGGUGUCCAGAGAAACAGAGACACACACAGACUAUUGACUACAGGUGGAAAACACUGGCUUUCUCACGGAGACGUCAGAAAACAAGUUGCUGGGAACUGAAACAUCACAAAAAAAAACACUUUUAUUGUCUUCUGUACUGAUCCAAACUGUUUAAAUGUAGUCCUUGUCUACGAACUGUUGGACACCUCUGACUUUCAGCAAACACAAUGAUCCUCCAGCGGGGGUUUUGAGGGUAAAAUAAAAGGAAUUCAUUACUGGUAAACCAUAAAACAGCCUGAAUAUACUGCAUGUAGUACCUUUAUUCUGAAGGGGAUUUCAAAACACUCGCUCGCACACAUUCACUGACAAGCGCCGACCUGCUCAUCAGAAGCCUUUUAGCGUCUGGUUUCUUGUUCACUUUCACUUACCGUCGAUGAUUUAUGGUGCAGACACAGAAUGAAGAUGCGGACUUUGGACAGCGGCGGUUUUAUUUAUUUGGCUAAUCCAGCUCAUUGGAUUCAGCAGCACGAGGCUCGAGGGUCCGUCGGCCUGCCAGUCGGUUGAUCCAUCAUCUCUGUGAGACGCGUCAACUCCGAUUAUGUGGACUGUCAUCGCAUUUUGGAGAGACGUUCGUGGUCUCCAGAUGAUGAAUUACGCUAUCUUUUUUUCUCCGGUGCCGCUCGUUUUAGUGAAUCGUCUUGACGACUAUAAACGAGACGGGAUAAAUUCUAAUAAACUCUUGUCCAAACACCUGUAAAAACUCUGCCUCUCUGUCUCAGAUGUAGUUUAUACUAGCUUUUAUUGUGCUGUUUAACAAAUGUUGGCAUGUUAACGCGCUAAAGUAAGUUUCUGAAUGUAAUAAAACAUACUUGCUAGUAAGUAAA
Messenger RNA from Stegastes partitus (bicolor damselfish), 2526 nucleotides. Its product is annotated as SH2 domain-containing protein 4A. Bases 529 to 1308 code for a protein of 259 amino acids. Gene Ontology annotation, cellular component: cytoplasm. The transcript is spliced from 6 exons. Lineage: Eukaryota; Metazoa; Chordata; Actinopteri; Pomacentridae. The record is from RefSeq and is a predicted model, not a curated record.